This is a messenger RNA of Tripterygium wilfordii, 1146 nucleotides long. RefSeq names its product auxin-induced protein AUX28-like. Gene Ontology annotation, biological process: regulation of DNA-templated transcription. Gene Ontology annotation, cellular component: nucleus. The transcript is spliced from 5 exons. The record is from RefSeq and is a predicted model, not a curated record. Gene Ontology annotation, molecular function: protein binding. Bases 151 to 864 code for a protein of 237 amino acids. NCBI's taxonomy places the organism in Eukaryota, Viridiplantae, Streptophyta, Magnoliopsida, Celastrales, Celastraceae.
UCCCCCAAACGUCUCUCACAUUAUUAUUACUGCUAUUAUUUCAAAAGAUAAGCACACUUUCUCUCUUACAAACCAUUUCAAGCACCAAAACAAAAAUCCCUCUCUCUCUCUCCCCCUCUCUGUACUGAAGAAUAAGAGAAGAACAAGUUCAUGGAAAUAGCGAAGCCAAAGAUGGGGUUUGAGGAGACUGAAUUAAGGCUAGGGCUGCCAGGAAAAGUUAAUACUGAAGGAGGAGAAAUGGCAAGGAAGAGAGGCUUCUCUGAGACGGUUGAUCUGAAGCUCAAUCUUUCGUCCAAGGACUCCGCGGCGUCCGGGGAGGAUCUGAAUGAGAAGGCAAAGAAUGUUGUGGAGAAGAACCUUCUCUCUGCAGCUGAUCCAGCUAAGCCUCCAGCUAAGGCACAGGUUGUGGGUUGGCCACCAGUGCGUUCAUUCCGAAAGAACCUGAUGGCCGUCCAAAAGAGCACCGGAGAUCAUAAGGAGAAGACCGAGAAGGUCACAGGAGCGACUUUCGUGAAGGUAAGCAUGGACGGUGCACCAUAUCUUCGCAAGGUGGACUUGAAGAUGUACAAGAGUUAUGAACAACUCUCUGAUGCCUUAGGAAAUAUGUUCAGUUCCUUCAGUACUAUAGGUAAUUGUGGACCACAUGGAAUGAAGGAUUUCAUGAAUGAGAGCAAGCUGAUGGAUCUCCUCAAUGGCUCUGAUUAUGUACCAACUUAUGAAGACAAAGAUGGUGAUUGGAUGCUUGUUGGAGAUGUUCCAUGGGAGAUGUUUGUUGAAUCAUGCAAGCGUCUCCGAAUUAUGAAAGGAAAGGAAGCAAUUGGACUUGCUCCAAGAGCUAUGGAGAAGUGCAAGAACAGAAGCUAGGGCAAUGAACAGCAAGACCUGCAGCUUCUUUCAUGUGCGAUACAGUAUAUGCAUAUGUAUUGAUCAGGGUGUUUGUGUAUUAUGUUUUUAUGAUAUGUGUCACAUUGUGAGAUACUUGGUAAUUAUUACCAUAUGAGAACAGUAAAACAGUUAAUAACUCUUUCAUAUAAGUUCCAAUACUUGGUCAAUAUGUCUUGCUUUGUUUAGUAGUUGCCAAUGGCUUGUCUCUAACAAUUGUAAUAAUCAAAGUUGUGUUUUUCUUCUAAUUAUUUCUUCAUCGGA